UUCCAAGCUGCUGUGUUUCAGUAAACAUGGCGAAGGAACAUGCGAAGCCUGGCAGCUGCUCUGUUGUCGGCUGCACUAGCCAGCACAGAAGUCUGUUUUUACCUCCUUUGUCUGAGGGUUUGAGGGCCCAGUGGAUUAAUUUCAUUUUCGAGGGAGAUGCACCCGCAAGUACGCCUAAAAAGUUGUAUGUGUGUGCUCACCAUUUCACUCCGGACUGCUUUCACAACGAGGGCCAGUUUACAUCAGGGUUCGCCAAGAUGCUGAAGCUAAAGCAUGGAUCGCUUCCAACUGUCCGUGACCAAGCUGCAAACGGGGAAGCUGUCAGCACAUCAACUGCAACCAUAGAUGUUCGUGCAUCAAGGGAUGCUGCAUGCCAGAUUGACCCACUGGAGACCCAUUCUGUAGGCACACAGCUGUCCUGGAGGACUCUACAGUCUCAUGUCAGAAGUAAAGGUGUCCAGGCUACUGUGUCCUGCAAGAAUUUUGGUGUUGGGACAUCCACUACAGAUCCUUUUUAUUUAUCAACACCAGUAAAGAGACCCUCAAAAAGAUCUCGUCUCGACCUGGACGAGGAGCGGGAGCAGGAUUCUGAUCCACUACAGGGCACCUCUUCAGUAGCAGCUUCAGAAGGGCAGGACUCCACCUAUGACCCUUCAGACUCUGUCUCAUUGACAGAGUCAACAGUUUUGUCAGAUGAAGCAUCCACCCCCAGCCACAAGAUACAAAAAUACAUAGUAUAUGAGAGCUGCCUUUUGGAGUUGUUUGCUGUGUGUCCUGUGUGCAUGCGGGUGUGUGAAGUGAAGACCCGAAAGCUGGGGACAUUCCUGUCCGUGGAGCAGCGGUGCCCCCGUUGUGAAUUCUACAGACAAUGGAAAAGCCAGCCUGUCCUUGGCAGCACUCCAGCCGGGAACCUUCACCUUUCUGCAGCUGUGUACUUGAGUGGAGCAUCUUUCUUCCAAAUUGAACGGGUCUUCAAGGCAAUGCAGCUGCAGUUAUUUCAAUAUGACACGUUUCGCCGGCAUGCCAGAUCCUUCGUUGAGCCUGCAGUCAUUCACCACUGGAAAACAUUGCAGGAUGUGAUGCUGCAGCGGCUCAGUCAGGAGGACAAAGUAAUCGUUGGUGGCGACAUGAGGGCACACUCUCCAGGCCACUCUGCAAAGUUUGGGAGCUACACAAUGAUGGACCUCAAUACAAACAGCGUUGUGGACAUCCAGUUGGUUCAGAGCAAUGAGGUUGGUGGUAGCUACCACAUGGAGAAAGAGGGCCUGAAGAGGAGUCUGGGAUUGUUGGGUGCACGUGGUGUGACCCUCGACUGCAUUGUUACCGACCGUCAUCCACAAAUACAGAAGUUCCUCCGGGAGAGCAACAUCACCCACUACUGUGAUGUCUGGCACAUGGCAAAAGAAGUGGAAGAAAAGCAUCAGUAA
Salarias fasciatus (jewelled blenny) is the source of this 1427-nucleotide messenger RNA. RefSeq lists its product as uncharacterized. The transcript is spliced from 8 exons. The coding region runs from base 27 to 1427 and encodes 466 amino acids. NCBI's taxonomy places the organism in Eukaryota, Metazoa, Chordata, Actinopteri, Blenniiformes, Blenniidae. The record is from RefSeq and is a predicted model, not a curated record.